GCAGGGCCCCUGCUCUGCUCUCUGAGACCGAGCCGUGUGAAUGAGCAGAAAAGUAAUGGCAGGCAGAGGCAGGCAGCGGCGAGAAGCAAGAAGAAAAGCGAGGCGAGCAAGCAAAUCGAGGCAAGAAAGCGAGGGAAGGGCAGAGUCUGCAGCCAGCAGCCCCACGCCGCCGCUGCGCCGCGCCACGCCGCGGGUUACGGCCUGUCGUUAGGGAUUGCUGCCGUCGGGCGCGUCGCGCCUCCGUGGCGGUGGCGGGAGGGGCCGCGAGAUGAUGGAGGCCGGCGGAGGAGGAGCGGGAGCAGGAGGGAGGGACGAGAGGGUGCCGCAGUGGGGCGCGCAGGAGACGCGGGAGCUCAUCGCGGCGCGCGGGGAGGUGGAGCGGGAGGCCGACGCCGCGCGCCGCAGCGCCAAGACGAUGUGGGAGGCCGUCGCCGCGCGGCUCCGGGAGCGCGGGUACCGCCGGACCGCCGACCAGUGCAAGUGCAAAUGGAAGAACCUCGUCAACCGCUACAAGGGGAAAGAAACUUCUGAUCCAGAAAAUGGCAGACAGUGUCCCUUCUUUGAAGAGCUGCAUGCCGUCUUCACAGAACGUGCUAGAAAUAUGCAACGCCAGCUCCUUGAGUCUGAAUCUGGAGCUUCUGUUAAAAGGAAACUGAAGCGACCUAGUGGUGAUCGGUCAUCUGGGGAGUCUGGUGACGAUGACGAUGGUGGUGAAGAAAGCGAAGAUGAGAAACCCAUUCACAGCAGAAAGAGGAAAGCUGAUGACAAGAAACAACAAUCCCAACGAAUGCUAGAGAAGUCUAGAACAGGCGUGUCAAACAUCCAUGAACUGCUGCAGGAUUUCCUGGCACAGCAACAGCGCAUCGACAUCCAGUGGCAGGAGAUGAUGGAGAAGCGUGCCAAUGAGCGGGUUGUUUUCGAACAAGAAUGGCGGCAGUCGAUGCAGAAGCUGGAGCACGAGAGAUUGAUGCUGGAACACUCGUGGAUACAACGGGAGGAACAAAGACGGAUGAGAGAGGAAGCACGAGCUGAUAAAAGGGACGCCCUCCUGACCACUCUGUUGAACAAACUCCUGCAAGAAGACUUGUAGAAUGGAGACUUAAUAUUCACUUGAGUCUGUUUGCUCACCAUGUCUCAUCGAUUCUUUGUAGCUCUUGCUCAUGCUGACAUUGUUCAAAAGAAAAUUUGUUCUUUGUAGCAUUUUUAUUAGGUUCCUAGGGCUCUUUACCAGUUGUUUAGCGCAGUGAUGUUAAUAGUAUGUUUAAUUGUAAACUACAGAUAAAUGAUGCCCCUAAAGUAUGAGACUUCGCUAGCUAUUGGAUUGAAAUACAAUGGUGAAUAUCCAUUCAUUU
Setaria italica (foxtail millet) is the source of this 1352-nucleotide messenger RNA. RefSeq names its product trihelix transcription factor GT-3b. The transcript has 2 exons. NCBI's taxonomy places the organism in Eukaryota, Viridiplantae, Streptophyta, Magnoliopsida, Poales, Poaceae. The coding region runs from base 269 to 1090 and encodes 273 amino acids. The record is from RefSeq and is a predicted model, not a curated record.